This is a messenger RNA of Tricharina praecox, 612 nucleotides long. RefSeq lists its product as uncharacterized. Lineage: Eukaryota; Fungi; Ascomycota; Pezizomycetes; Pezizales; Pyronemataceae. The transcript has 3 exons. The record is from RefSeq and is a predicted model, not a curated record. Bases 1 to 612 code for a protein of 203 amino acids.
AUGUCAAGCGGUGGUGUCUUCUACACCCUCGGGAUCGUACUCGCGAUAGUCGUGAUGCUGCUCUUCCUCCGCAGCGUCUUUAUCCGUCGUGCGCGCACCGCGUAUGCCACCGGCCCCCGCGUGGUCGUCGUCGGCGGAGACUGGCGCGAUGGCGGAAUCGGCGGGAUAGGCGGACGAGAAUACCAAACUCCGACGCGGUUUGCCACCCUCCCUCCCGUCCCACGCACGUCAGUAGUGGCUGCAGCAGCGACAACGGGCCGCCAGCGGGGGGGCGACCUCGACGCCGAUGCUAACGAGCAGUUGCCAAAGUACGAAGCGGCGCCGCCGAUGUACGAUACGCUGUACAAAGACGGGCCGCCGCCGACGAUGGCGCAGGGGACGAUGAGUGACCUGGGAAGCAGCUCCUCGGCCGCUGUACUUCCUCCUCCUCCUCUACCCGCGCAUACCGCGCUGCUGCACCCCCAGUCCCAGUCCCAGUCCGGUGAGGUCGUGAUCAACGUCGAGCCGCCGUCACAGCCCGGGUCGAUGCCGCCGCCGCCGCCCGCUCAGGAGGACGGUAACGUUGCGGGACGAGCGUGGGCACGGCUAACGGGGGGAUUGAACCGGCAAUGA